AUGGCAUACGUGUUAACCGGAAACCUAUUGACGGCAAAAGCGGACUACUUCGAUGACUGUUUCCCUACGCCAUCGCCCAAUGGGCUGAACUCACGUGUCGUGCUCUCGCAUCAGACAUUCUUGGAAUUGGGGGAAAUGGAGCCUAAAACAUAUAACACUAAAGGUUUUGGUGAUUUAGCUGCCUUUCCCAAAACAAAUGCAAAACCAAAAGUUAUUGUCAAUAAUAUAUCCGCCAAAUGGAGUGAAGUAUGAAAUAUAGUAAACAUUGCAAUAUUUAUACUGUACUAGCUAAUAUUUAUUAUAUGUAAUCAGG
This is a messenger RNA of Oppiella nova, 313 nucleotides long. NCBI's taxonomy places the organism in Eukaryota, Metazoa, Arthropoda, Arachnida, Sarcoptiformes, Oppiidae. The record is from the annotation of a GenBank genome assembly.